AUGGUGCUGCCACAAGACAAUGAGCCGGUGCUCAAGCUGCCGCACCCUUACUUGACGCCGUAUGUUCUGGCCAAGUCCUCCAAGGCCAACAAGAGCGCUCCCUUCUUUCAGGCCAAGCCUCAGCAGGUUGCCAAUGGCAAGGACCUGCCAGAGCCUCUUCACAACACCUCCCUCUUCUUCACCGAGCCGACAGACUUGAAGUCGAGCGAGAGGCCGGCCGAGUCCAACAACACUCCCUGGGGUCGUGCUCGACGAUCGCCCUCUUCAACCUUUUUGUGGGAGGGCGCAGAAGCUCCCACCUUGGGCCAGGCAUGGCUUCUUGUGUAUAUUCUCUUCACGGUUCGGCCGCAGAUGGAAUACUGCCGCCUGACUCUGGAAGGAGCCGGCAAGGAGAGCUUGGCCACGCAGCUCAAGAGCGUCCUGCUCGCCAUCGACCACCCCGCCAACCCCGAGACGGCUGAGGACGAGCUCCUGCUCCUGCGCAGCACCUUUUGGCAGGGCGCCGGCUCGCCUUUUGGCCCGCGCACCGCCUGGAUCCCCGAGGACGACGAGCCCGAGACCCCCAAGCCUCUGUCAUCGUACCCGUUGACGCCGUAUGAGAACACCAUGACCAGCGAGCCCAACACGGUGCUGACCUGGCACCCACGGCGGCCGGCCAAGCCCCGCCCCGGCUCCGUCAUCUACAGUCGCUACAUCCCGCACCUCAAGGAGAACUUCUCCAUGGUCGCGCUCGACUGGCAGAAUGAGGAGCACCUCCGCCUCUUCCACGAGUGGCAGAACGACCCCCGCGUCUCCCAGGGCUGGAACGAGACUGGUACCCUCGAGCAGCACCGCGAGUACCUGAGGAAGCAGCACGUCGACCCUCACCAGGUUACUAUUCUGGCCAGAUUCGACGACACCUUCUUUGCUUACUUUGAAGUUUACUGGGGCAAGGAGGACCGCCUGGGCGCCUACUACUCUGCUGGCGACUUUGACCGAGGCCGACACUCGCUGGUGGGCGACAUUCGCUUCCGCGGCCCGCACCGCGUGACGGCUUGGUGGUCCAGCUUGAUGCACUACCUAUUCCUCGACGACCCGCGCACCAUGUUUGUCGUUGGCGAGCCCAAGUACACCAACAGCUCCGUGCUCGGCUACGACUUUAUCCACGGCUUUGGCCUGGACAAGUUUGUCGACCUGCCCCACAAGCGGUCCGCGUUCGUGCGGUGCUCGCGCGAGCGCUUCUUCCAGCUCUCGCCGCUCGCCGAGAGCGAAAAGGUCGUGGGCGGAACCAUGGUCGGAUUGCUCCCCAAGCUAUGA
This is a messenger RNA of Pestalotiopsis fici W106-1, 1296 nucleotides long. RefSeq lists its product as uncharacterized. Gene Ontology annotation, biological process: siderophore biosynthetic process. The record is from RefSeq and is a predicted model, not a curated record. NCBI's taxonomy places the organism in Eukaryota, Fungi, Ascomycota, Sordariomycetes, Amphisphaeriales, Sporocadaceae. The transcript has 2 exons. Bases 1 to 1296 code for a protein of 431 amino acids.